This is a messenger RNA of Camelina sativa (false flax), 646 nucleotides long. Its product is annotated as PHD finger-like domain-containing protein 5A. Lineage: Eukaryota; Viridiplantae; Streptophyta; Magnoliopsida; Brassicales; Brassicaceae. Gene Ontology annotation, biological process: mRNA splicing, via spliceosome. The record is from RefSeq and is a predicted model, not a curated record.
UUUUUUUUUUUUUUUGUAUUCGUGAGCUGCUUCGUCUCCUUCGUUUCUUCAUCUUCGCGCUCUCUGGAAAUUUCUCGCUUCGCAACGUUCUCUUGAUUUCGCUCAAGUUAGAUCUCCCUUUACUUGUAGAACACUGUACCAGUAGCGAUGGCAAAGCAUCACCCAGAUCUGAUCAUGUGCCGGAAACAACCUGGCAUUGCCAUUGGACGACUGUGUGAGAAAUGCGACGGGAAAUGCGUGAUUUGUGAUUCUUAUGUGCGUCCGUGUACUCUGGUACGUAUAUGUGAUGAAUGCAACUACGGUUCAUUCCAAGGCCGGUGUGUUAUUUGCGGUGGGGUUGGGAUAUCAGAUGCUUAUUACUGCAAAGAGUGUACACAACAGGAGAAAGACAGAGAUGGUUGUCCCAAGAUUGUUAACCUUGGGAGUGCGAAAACUGAUUUGUUCUAUGAACGUAAGAAAUAUGGAUUCAAGAAACGAUGAUGACAUGUGUUUCUUUUUUUUUUCGCUAUUUGCACAACCCCUUUGAUUGCUUGAACUAUUUUGGAUCUCUUAUGCUUAUGUGUAAACUUGUUUAUUGACUACCCCCGUUGCAUAAAACAUAUAUUCCAGAUCUAAAGAUCUUGGAUAUGAAAAAACUUAUGCUUAA